Fulvia fulva is the source of this 2415-nucleotide messenger RNA. Its product is annotated as F-box/WD repeat-containing protein 7. The record is from RefSeq and is a predicted model, not a curated record. Gene Ontology annotation, molecular function: protein binding. The transcript is spliced from 2 exons. The coding region runs from base 1 to 2415 and encodes 804 amino acids. Lineage: Eukaryota; Fungi; Ascomycota; Dothideomycetes; Mycosphaerellales; Mycosphaerellaceae.
AUGGACGGCGAAGAUUGGGAUCCAGCGACCAGACGGCCUUCCUCCAACAUCAUGGACUACAACUACCCUCAGCCCGAAGUCGAGCAGACUCAGCACAGCACUUCACCUCUGGCCCGAAUGGCCUCACAAUCACACAAUAACCGCUUUCACUCCUCGCGACACGGCAAGAACCCCGUACGACCGCGAAUAACGACUCCUUCAUCAUCUGCCAGCCAUAUUCCUACCAUGCCUAUACCCAUUCCUACCAACCCGAAUGUCAUACCCGGGAACACUUUACCUUCUGCUCCGGCGAGCCCACCGACGCCCGCGCCGAGUCCGACGCCACAGCAGCGAGUGCCGGAUUGGAGUACUGCAGAUCCGCGCGAAGAGAUUGGGGAGCUGGAUCUGAAUGAUGAUGAACUGCUUGCACAAGCCAGCGCGACCAACUCCACCAGAAGUUACAGCUCCGGUUACAGACAUCUGCGUAAUGAGUUCGCGAACAUGGACAACCCCGAGCGAGAACGUUUGCUCAGUGAACUGCUGAACAUGUGUGAUGGCAAGACGCUGGGAUUCGUUGCGCAGUAUGUGGGACCUAGGCUGAAGAGGGAUCCUUUCACAACACUACCGAACGAGCUAUGUCUACGGAUAUUGACCUUUAUCGAUGACGCAAGGACAUUGGCGAGGAGUUCCCAGGUCAGCAAGAGAUGGCGUGAAUUGGUGAGUGACGAUAUGGCUUGGAAGAGCUUGUGCGAGCGACAUGCGUACAGGAGAAUGUCGGAUGAGACACCAGCGUCACCCCCACGACCGAUACUGCGCCCAGCAGAGUAUCAUAAUCCGCAACACCAGCAUCCAUACGGAUAUCAUGGCUUCCUACAACAGCACAGCAACUCCUUCGUGGGUUUGUCAUCGAGCGCACCCGAUUUGACACGACGAGUGAGUAUGAGUGCAGUACCGUCAGCGCUCCCGCCCACGCUUGCCGCAAGAGGAUUUUCCUCGAAGAAAGGACGAAGACCCAAAGCCCUCAGCUAUCGAAGUCACUUCAAGCAGCGAUACCAGGUGGAGACUGCCUGGCGACAUGGCGGCGAUGUGCAAACACGGCAAAUCACGCCUGAUCAAGGAGUAGUGACCUCUUUGCAUCUCACGCCGGACUAUAUCAUCGUUGCUCUUGAUAACGCCAAGAUUCACGUCUUUGAUACUGAAGGUCGGCAUUUGAGGUGUUUGCAAGGCCAUGUCAUGGGCGUAUGGGCCAUGGUUCCGUACCAGAAUACUCUUGUCUCCGGCGGUUGCGAUAGGGACGUGCGAGUCUGGGACCUCACAACAGGCAUGGCUCAACACAUGCUGCGAGGCCACACUAGCACUGUGCGAUGUUUGAAGAUGAGUGGACCCAACAUCGCCAUAUCUGGUUCGAGAGACACGACGCUGCGAGUGUGGGACAUUCGGAAAGGUAUCUGCAAGCACGUUCUGGUAGGACACCAAGCCUCUGUGCGCUGCCUGGAAGUUCACGGCGAUCUGGUCGUCUCGGGAUCGUACGACACUACCGCCAGGAUCUGGUCGAUAAGUGAAGGACGCUGCCUGCGUUCUCUGCAAGGACACUUUAGCCAAAUCUACGCAGUGGCGUUUGACGGCCGUCGUGUUGCGACCGGCUCGCUUGAUACCAGCGUGCGGGUGUGGGAUGCUCGGGAUGGUCGUUGUUUGGCGCAAUUACAGGGUCACACCUCGCUGGUCGGCCAGCUGCAGCUUCGCAAUGACACUUUAGUGUCUGGUGGUAGUGAUGGGAGUGUAAGGGUCUGGAGCUUGCAGACGUACUCUGCUGUGCAUCGCCUGGCGGCUCACGAUAAUAGCGUCACGAGUCUGCAAUUUGAUGACAGCCGCAUUGUUUCUGGUGGUAGUGAUGGCAGAGUGAAGGUGUGGGAUCUGCAUCGUGGCACUUUGGUCAGAGAGCUUGGUAGCCCUGCUGAGGCGGUGUGGAGGGUCGUGUUUGAGGAAGAAAAGGCUGUCGUGCUCGCGAGCAGAAACGGCAAGACGGUCAUGGAGGUCUGGAACUUCGCACCACCUCCCGAAAUCGACGAUACCUCCACCCUCGCCUCCACCUCCACCGCCAGCAGUCCAGGCAUCCAACCUUACGAAGACCCCACAUACGGCGACCGUCCUUUAUACGACGAUCUCGAAGAACACCCCGGGUUCGACACUUCAUCAAUUCAGGAACGAGAGAGGAUACGGCAAGAGGUGCAUGCGGCGAAUCUGGAGAUUGAACGCCAGCAAGAGCGGGAAAGGACAAAGGAGAUGAUUCAACAGCAAGAUGAGAUUAUGACGGAUGCGUAUGGACGGCUAGGGCAGCAGGGAGGCUCGCAAGGGCAGGGUCAUGAGCAUGAGCGUGAUGAUGAGGGUGGAAAUGAUGAGAAUGUUGCUCCCACGACUGAAGAGUUGACGGAAUAG